Naegleria lovaniensis is the source of this 1497-nucleotide messenger RNA. RefSeq lists its product as uncharacterized. Gene Ontology annotation, molecular function: MAP kinase kinase activity; ATP binding. The record is from RefSeq and is a predicted model, not a curated record. The transcript is spliced from 4 exons. Gene Ontology annotation, biological process: protein phosphorylation; MAPK cascade. Lineage: Eukaryota; Heterolobosea; Eutetramitea; Acrasida; Naegleriidae. Bases 1 to 1497 code for a protein of 498 amino acids.
AUGCGUUCCAAAGCAAAGCUCAUGUUAGGAAAUCCUUCAGAUCAUGUAGAUUUCAAUAGGAUUGAGAAUGCAUUGGGGACGAGUCAUCAACCUUCUCAAAAACCAUCUGUGGUGCAAACGGUACCGGAUGAGAUCAACAAGCAAGCAUCUGAAGUUGCGUCUUCUGUGAGUAAGAAGAAGAGUUUUAAUGAAGAGUCGGUGAGAAUUUCCGGUGAACGAUUUGAAUACGAAAAUGAAUUGAGUAUUGGACCCAGAGGUAUUGAUCGUGAAAAGACUCCACUCUCAACACAAUACGUAGACUCUUCAAUUUUUGAAUUUCCAACAAAUUUAAAUUGUACAACCUCUGCCGUCGGCCAACCUCAAGAAACAACUACUUCACCCGUAAUGGGCGAUGAUAAUUUAAAUUCCAUGACUGGAUUAAUCCGCUAUGAAGAAUUGUCUGGUUUUGUGAAAUUGGGAAGCGGAAGUUCUGCUUCUGUGUUUAAAGUUUAUCACACUCCAAGUUCUGAGAUCACUUUUGGAGUCACUCCUCAACUAACUUCGUCGAGCUCUCAGGGAGAAUUGGAUAGUGAAGACUCUGUGAAAGAAGACAACAAGAAACCCAACAGACAAGUUUAUGCCAUGAAGAAAAUUUAUGUUGAAAAACAGCUCGCAAAAUCGAUCAUUCAUGAAGUGAAAGCCCUCUACACGAAUAGAAAUCCUCACAUUAUCAAGUUACUAGAUUCUUUUUAUAGAGAAGGAGCUAUUUUAAUGAUUUUGGAAUAUAUGGACUGUGGAUCGUUGGAAGACGUGAUAAAAAUCACAAAGAAAGUUCCAGAAAAGAUUUUGAGCAAAAUGACCUACCAAAUAUUGAAAGGAUUGAAAUAUAUUCAUGAGGAAUGUUACAUCAUCCACAGAGAUAUAAAACCAGCCAAUAUUCUGAUAAAUAGUAAGGGAAUAUGUAAAAUUGCAGACUUUGGAAUGAGCGGAUUUUGGAUCAAAUCAAAAUUGGAGGAAAUUCAAAAAACGGCAAAAUUUGACACGUUUUGUGGAACAUACAGUAAGUUUAUUCCCGAAAGAAUUCGAGGCCAAUCUCACAGCUUUGAUAGCGAUAUUUGGAGUCUUGGAUUAACUAUUGCACAAUUGGGAAUGGGAAUAUUUCCAUUCACGCUAAAACCUGAGUUCACCAUUUGGUCCAUGUUUGAACAUUUAGAAGAAACAGGAAGUGAACCGUUCCCAAUCGACGAAAAGGAAUAUUCUCCAGAAUUCAAAUCUUUCGUUUAUCAAUGCAUGACAUUUGAUCGAAAGAAACGGCCUUCUGCAUCUCAACUCAUGAAUCAUCCCUGGAUCACAAAAUACAAGAAAGACGAAGAAAAGAUGAGAAAGAGUGUUGAAAAGUGGGUCUAUCGACGCUACAUUGCAGUGAAACGACACAACGUGAAACAAAAGCAGAAAGAAGCCUCCUCUUCUUCCUCUUCACAAGAGCAACAACCUCCAUCUUCUUCAUCCAAACGAUAG